This is a messenger RNA of Trypanosoma brucei brucei TREU927, 366 nucleotides long. RefSeq lists its product as hypothetical. NCBI's taxonomy places the organism in Eukaryota, Euglenozoa, Kinetoplastea, Trypanosomatida, Trypanosomatidae. The record is from RefSeq and is a predicted model, not a curated record. Bases 1 to 366 code for a protein of 121 amino acids. The transcript has a single exon.
AUGGAGCAAAAGGAAAAUGAGAUCACUACAGUUUACGCCAGUAACAACCCCGAUAUCCCAACACUGACGGAAGCCGCUACAUUGAUUCUCGCGCCCGAGGAGAUGGUAAAGCUGCGGCGGAACAUGACGGCGGAGAAGGUAGCGCACGCCAGGUACCUACGAGAGCAUCCGGAGAUUGAUGCUAUUAUGCGAUAUGCCAUGCGAAAACUUAUUAUGGAACGAUCAGAAGAUCCAGUGAAAGUGUUAUUAGAGUUUUUCUCUACAGCUGACCUACGAGCGGCGUUAGCGGAGGAAAAUCCUGAAGCCGAAGGGCGUGCUGCCAUGUUACGUGAAAAGCGUGGAUUAACCAUUGUACUUCCGGCCUAG